Vitrella brassicaformis is the source of this 8758-nucleotide messenger RNA. The record is from the annotation of a GenBank genome assembly. Lineage: Eukaryota; Vitrellaceae.
AAAUGAAGGCCGCAGCUACCCUUGUGCUGCUCUUCGCUGCCAAGGCAUUAUCCCAGGCACAGCCUAACCGCACUGUGAAGGCGCUCUUCUUCACCCGUGUGGACUCGGACACCGGCGAGGGCAGCCUGAUUGACCGCCCGCUGCUGCCGCCGCCCGACGUCAACCCUUUGCUGGCCUACCCCUGGACCAUAUUUGCGGAGGUGGACACCACAGGCAUCACCGACAAGUUUGCCUGGCGGGUGGCCUUCACCGUCUGGCGCCUUGACACCGAUACCGGCACUGUCGUCUACCGAAUGGCCCGGCCGUCGCCCUUUGUGCUGUGUGGCGCGAGGGAGAGGAGGCAGGGCUACACGGGGUUUGGGCUGGACGAGGGACCCCUCGAGGGAUGCGACAAGAGUCCGCGGCUCAAGCCCGGCCGGUACCGUAUAGAGGCGCAGCUCACGCACAGAAGCAAAGACGUGGGCGAGACGGUGUCGGCUUUGUUUGAGGUGCCGACCCUCACGCCAUCGCACCUCGACUGCUUCAAAGCGGGGGGCGUCCUCAAUCUCACUGGCAUCGACGUCGACUCGCCAUCGGCCGUCUCACCCGCUGCGCAGAAGCUCGCCUUGUGCUGCCCCGCCGAGUGCCCGUCGUGUGACUCCCCCCCUGCCCCAGGCGAGCCCGAGAACUCAAGGUGCCGUGUCAACAACCACGGCAGCAGCAGCAAGACCGCCGUAGUGCAGCAGGUGGGCGGGGGUCCAAUGGCCAAGUGCGGCGAGGGUGGGGCAGUGAGUCCGUGCCAGGUGGAGCCGCCCGAGGGAAUCGCCAACUUUUACUUCUGGAACUCCGACUACGACCAGCGCAUCCGCCGGCCGCUGCAGGGCCCCCCGACGGUCAACCCACUGCUGGCCUACCCCUUCAACAUGCAGGCCACCAUCUUCCCCCCAGGCGACAAGAAUGUCAUCAGCAUGCAGUACAUCCUCAGAAGGCCCACGGCUGAGGGCAACACAACCACCGGCCAGCCAGCUCAGGACGCCCCGUGGUCGAUUGUGAGUGAGGUGCUGGUGCGUCGGGGCCCCUUCACUGUGUGCGGCACGAUGCAAAAGGGGCUCGACAUUCUGGCCUGCGGCAACGGGACCAUGGCGGCGGAUGCGGACGAGCCCAUGGCUGUGAUGGCGAUUGGGGAGCCGGGGGUGUAUGAGAUAGAGGGGCAGGCCUGGUACGUGUCCGAGGACGGUGUGGCCAAAUCAAGGGCCGGAGAGGCCAAGAAAAUCCAGAUCGAGCUGCCCGGUCAGUGAGCGCACCGCCAGAAGCACACACACAGAGAUACAGACAGACAGACAGACACAUGGACUGACUGUUCCCCCCUCCCCUCCCCCUCCCCUAUGGUCAGAGUACAUCAGUGCUGAGGCCACCGAGUGUUUCGGGUCGAUGGGCAUUCUUGACGACUCCCAGCACGUGUGCUGCCCGGCAGAAUGUGGCACCUGCGACAGCUCAGCCGAGUGUGCCAGCAGGACGUCCCAGCUCGAGCAGGCGGGCGUGGCCCCCGCCAACACACAGUGCUGCGCAGACGCCAUCCUCAGCGAGGGCGUGGCCUGCCUGGGGCAUGUGGACCCAGCCACACAGCAGCGGGAGAGACACAUGGCACCCUGUGUCACAAGUAAGGGGGACGGACACCCUCCCCACCACCACCACCACGCCACCACACAAAUGGCUGGCUGUCUGCCCGUCUUGUCUGGUCUGGUGCAGACGAGGCGCUGCCCCACAAGUUCCACUUUAUCCAUACGGCGACCAACACCGUCGUCGACUACGAGUGCAAGCCCUACCCGACCCCCCAGAUGCUGCUGGCCAGCCCCUGGAACCUCCGUCUGACCUUCAGCGGUAUGCCCACCGAGGUUGCUGGCAGCCUCGUGAGGUGCUACUUUGAGGUGGAGAGGAAGGCCGACUUCACCGUGGUAUACUCGAAGAUGUACGAGAAGACUCUUGACCAAGUGCAGAUCACACAAAACGGCGAAAUGGUCUGGGACAUGUGCGGUGACGCGCCAUGCACCAGCGAGGACAUGACUGCGGGCGAGUACGUCGUGAUGACCUGGAUGACCGACGGCGACGGGGUCAUGUUCGGCAACACCAGGAAAAUGAUACUCGAUAUGCCGGGUGGGUCAGCAGACAGGGAGGGAGACAGGGAGAGAGGGAGGGGAGGAAGCCCCACCCGUCGAUCCACAACGGUGUGUGUGUGUGUGUGAUUUGUGCAGAGAUCACCUCGACGGAUCAGCAGUGUUUCGACGUUGAUGGCGUGCCUGACGCCAACGGUGGCCCCGGAUGCUGCCCCGAUGCGUGUGGCACAUGUGGGGAGACGGGCUGCGAGAGCACAGAUCUCGGCGCGGCUAACUGCUGCCCGAGCAGCUUUGAGGCGACUGCACCCUUGUGCAGCGCUCCCAACGUUGCACCGCCAUGCGGUGAGUGACGACCAUCGAACCACAAUGGGUGGGGUUUCAUUCAUGGCAUCCACGUCAUUCAUGUGUGUGUGUGAUGUUGAUCUGAUCGAUGGUGGUGCAGUGGUUGACUCUGUUGAAGACCCGGGCACACCCAUGCCGUCGGGAACGCCCUCUCCCGAGCCCACUCCCAUAUACGGCCCCGAGCCGCCUCCCUCCCCCCCUACUGGCUCUCCCGUCCCCACCCUCCCCUCGCCCACUGACACGCCCACAGCCGCCCCGGUGCCUUCUGUGGUGCCGUCUGAGGUGCCUUCGGUGGUGCCUUCUGUGGUGCCUUCUGUGGUGCCGUCUGAGGUGCCUUCGGUGGUGCCGCCUUCUGAUCCCACGUCUCAGCCAUCGGAGACGCCAACGGAAAAUCCGCCGGACUCUCCGCCGGUUGGUGAUUUCAGUGGGGGGUGGGCAGAUCUGGUUACCAAGUCGCUGCUCUUCUACGAGGCCAACAGGUCGGGCGACCUCCCUGACGACAACCGCAUCCCUUGGAGGGGCGACUCGGCACUCAACGACGGAAGCGACAUCGGUAGGGAUGUGUGGGUACGGCACAACCACACACAGAGUCACAGAGUGGGUGUGUGGUGCGUUCAGGAGCUGACCUGGAGGGUGGUUACUACGACGCGGGCGAUCACGUCAAGUUCCACCUGCCGAUGGGCCUGACGAUUUCGUACUUGGCCUUCGCCUACGUCGAGUUCAAGGAUGUGUUUGUGGGCAGCGGCAACGGCCAGUACGGGCUCGACGCCAUCAAGUGGGGCAGCGACUACUUCCUCAAGGCAUGGCUCGGUGGCAACAGACUCGUGGGGCAGGUCGCUGACGGCGAUACCGAUCACGCCUACUGGGGCAGGUCAGUACGCUCCAUUCCUAUCUCCUGCUGAUUGAUUGAUUGAUUCGCUGUGUGUGGGUCGGGUGGAUGGCUGGCUGCACUCACUGCAGGCCAGAGCAGAUGACCAUGGCUCGGCCUACCGGCACGCUGAACAGCAACUGCCCUGGAUCGGACGUGGCAGGUCAGUGGGAGGGUGGCGUCUGUUAUCGCACAGCACACCCACGUCUGUCUGUCUGUCUGUCUGACUGUGUGCCUGUGGGCAGGUGAGACUGCCGCAGCGCUGGCUGCCACGUCGAUGGCUUUCGCAGAUUCGGACUCUGCCUACUCGACGACGUGUCUGUCGACCGCCCAGGAGGUCUACAAAUUCGGCAAUGAGAACCGGGGCUUGUACAGCAACUGCAUCACCGACGCACAAUCAUUCUACGGAUCGAACCAAUAUUUUGACGAGCUGGCCUGGGGGGCCGCAUGGCUGUACCGCGCGACGGGCGACGAGGCCUACCUCGCCGACAUAGAGGCGAUAAAGGCAGACCCAGGACUAUAUCCGUGGGGCCCGACUGACUGGAAUGAAAAGGCAAGACAGAAGGAAAGACACAACCAGGGAGGGAGAGAGGGAGGAAGGGAGGGAGGGGAUCUUGUGGGUGGUGUGGGUAUGUUCGUGUGUGUGCCUGUGUGUGUGCAGACAACUGGGACGAUUCUGUGUCUGGUGAGAGGGCUGCAGAAGCACAAGCCCGACAGCGGUGAUAUUCAGACAUACAUGGGUCAGCUCGACAGUGUCGUCACCACCUGGAUGCCGGGAGGCACGUAAGCCAAGCCGCUUCGCUGCACACGUCACCACAAGGGGGGAUACAUAGUCAGUCUCCCCUCCAUCUCCCUGUCUCCCUGUCUGUCUGGUGCAUAUUGCGUGUGUGUGUGUGUGCCUGCGUGUGUGUGUGUGUCAGCUUUACCUAUAACCCUCAAGGGCUCUACUGCUUUGGAGACUGGGGGAACAACCGGUGCGUACGCGGCACACAGGCACCAACACUGGCCCCUCCCUGUCCACCCCACCCCACCUCUCCAUCUGGCUCAUUGAUUGAUUGAUUCAGACAUGUGGGCAACGCCUGUUUCAACGCGGGUCUGUACGCCAUCUUUCUGAGGGAAGACAACGCACAAGAUGGCCGUGCCGCGGAGAUCAUCUCAUGGGUCAAGCAGCAGAUGGAUAUCAUCGCCGGCAACACCGGAAGCCGCUCCUAUGUGGUGGACCACGGCAACGACCCGCCGCAGAAGGUCCACCACAGGGCCGCCAGCUGCGAUCCAGACCCCACCUUUACCCAAGUGAGCCGAAGGACAGACAAAGACAAGCAAGAGGAGGGGCCGGACGCAUCGCAUCGGCUCGACCAAUCAAUGCCCUGCCUGCCUGUGUGCAUAUGGUGUGGUGUGGGUGGUUUGGUGUGCGAGCAGGAUUGCGGAUACCAAGGUGGUGGCCUAGGCAACGCAGGGCCGAACCCCAAUGUAGGUGUAGGCAGAUAGAGUAAUGGACAGAACCAAAGCAAGCAGUGCGUGCAGUGAGGGAAAUGAAUCACACGACCGACCGACCGACCCACCGACCCACCGAGAUGGAUGGCCAAUGGGUGUGGUGUGGUGUGGUUUGACUGACCUCUUUGUCUGUCCAGAAACUAACGGGUGCGUUGGCGGGCGGCCCAAACUGCGCCGGUGUGUACAACGACGACCGUCAAGACUACCAGACCAACGAGGUGACCACCGACUACAACGCAGGAUGGACGGGGGCACUCUGUGUGCUGGCCCACCUAGACUCAAUCGGCGCACUCGCGGUAGGUGCUGGCUGGCGCGACGCAUUUCGGGCCUGGAUGUGGUUUUGGUUGUGUUAUUGUGUGGAAUAUGUGCCUUGUGUGUGUAGAAUCUGCCCGAGGUGGUGGAGCACGUCGAAGACGCCGCCAACGCGAUCUACUACGCCCGUAACUACGAACUGGGAGGCCAACUGGUUAGUCAGUCAGUCAGUGUGUGGCGCACACUGCAGCACACCACACCAUUGAUUCAUUCCCUGGCUGGCUAAAUGUGUGUGUGCGUGUGUGUGUGUGUGUGCAGAUUGCACGGUAUCAGUACCGCUUUAGGUGCGGCUGUCGGCUGACCGACAUCAAAACGCCAUUCACCGGCGAAGACGGCGAGACACAGUGCCUUCAAGACUGGGUGCACACCGCACAGACAACACCACCCACCCCAAUCACUCGCUACACACACACACACACACAGACAGACAGACAGACAGACGUGUGUGUGUGUGUGUGUGUGUAGGAGAAGGAGGGUCUCUGUCUGGAUGAAGAUGAGUCGGAGGACAUCACCGUCACGGUGGCCGGCAGCGCCGAUGGGAACGCCACCUUGGUCGACCCCUCCCUGCUGUCGGACCAGCAGCAGCUGAUCCAGAAGCGCAGCAGCGCCAGCAGGACGAGGGAACUCACCCAAGACGGUUUCCUCAGGCCACCGGGGGGCAAGUGACCCGUGUGACCCGUGGACAGGACAGACGAGAGAGACGGCCGUCGUCAGUCAAUCGUCUCGCUCUCCCCCCUCUCUGCUACAUACAGAUGUGUGUUAUGUGUGUGUGUUGUCGCGUAGAUUAGAUGUAUGUAUGGUGUUGUCGGUUUUCUAACCCUUUGUCCUUCCUGCAAAUGAAUGGAGGGUGGGUGGGUGUUUGGUGGGGUGGGUGGGUUGGCUCGGUGUUUUCUGAUCGGUCCGGUCGGCUGAUAGAUCUGAUUGGUCGCUUUGCCAGUCAGUCCAUCGCCCUUCGAUCCUUACUUGCCACGCUAUGCUGCUACAGUACCGCUAGCUGCUGCUGUCAAUGUCUGUCAGUCAUGUCACCAUCCAUUCCAUCCUAUCGCGAGAUCCACUCUCGCCUUCUCUCCCUCUCUCUCUUGGCGCUGGCGUGUGUAGCGUCUGGCUAGGUGUGGCCAUGCUUGGUCCAUCCAGCACUCUUGACCCUCUCCCUCUCCCUCUCUCUCUCUCUCUUCAUUGUCACAUGAUUGAUCCACGUCUCAUCGCCGCCGCCAUGCUGAUGCGCCCCUUUGGUCUAGGCGCAGUGACUGGGGGGGCGCACAGCACAGGCAUGGUCUGUCUGUCUGUCUGUCUCUCUGCAUCCAUCCAUCUAUCGGUCCAUCCUCUCUCACCUGAGGACGGCGUAGAAGACUCGUGUCUCGCGCUGCUCCUCAUUGCUCAUCGGUGUAUGUCACUCUCGCCGCAUUCAUUCUCACAUCCAUCCAUUCUAUCGCUCAUUGAGCUCACUCAUUCACUCUCUGCUCUGUCAUUCUUUCUCCUCACCGUCCGUCCGUCCGUCCGUGUGUCACUGUCUGUCUCGCCACUCGUUGUAUAGACCAGACAGCCGUCGGGCAGGGAGGCAGGUUUUGGUGGCUGACGACCAACACAUACACACAUACGGGGAGGUGGGAGGGUUCAAUUGGGAGGGAGGCGACAUACGUGAGUGAGGCUGAGGACGCUUCGCUUCCCCUCCCCCUUUUUGCUGUGAUGGCGGGGCGGGGCGGGGCUGGCGGUCUAUCUUAUCUAUCGCAUGAAUGAAUGAAUGAAUGCACACGUACCCUACCGUACCGUACGGCUCUUAGUAGUGUGCGUUCUGGCGUGACAGUGGCGCGUUACGGUUUGUGGUCAUUUUGCCAGGUAUGCAUGGGAGACAAGGCAGCCACUGAUUGGUCGAGUCGAUUCGUUGCUGGCUGGCUGCAGGUUUUUGCUUCAGCGGUCGGUCGGUCGAGGGCCGGGUCAGUCAGUCUUCAUACGGUCUAUCUGUCUGUGCGUACAGAAUAUGUGGGAGCGGAGCACCAAGCCAGGGAGUGUUUUAGGGAGAGCUUGUAGUCAGUCAGUCAGUUUCAGUCUGUCUCGUCCACACAUCCACACACACACACACACCCCCACACUGGGCUAGCUCACACGCAUCGCAUCGCAUCGCAUCAGUCAGGCUGGCUGGGCUGCCUGCAGCUGUUUACGUGUACAUACCGCACCGCCAUGUGGCCGAGCCGAGAAGGCCCCACACCACACGACAUCCUGCCAGCCACGCCAUGCCAUGCCAUGCCAGUGCGUCUAGUGUAAUCAAACGUACUGAGGUCUGUCUAUAUGUCUGCAGGUCACUUUUUUUGCUCAACCCACUUCAUUCCUUUCGUCCUUUCGACCUUUUCCUUCCAUGCCAUGCCGCGCCGAUAAUUCAUUGGAUGGUGCCGUGCAUGCCACGCUGACUGACCCUUUGCUGUCGGUGCACACACAGACAGACAGACAGUACAGUCAGUGUCCAUCACCAUCCACGGUUGGUUCAUGCACUGCACGCACGUGUCGUGUCGUGUCGUGUCCGCACAUUCAUUGGUUCAUGUCUGUGUCAGUCAGACAAGGAAGGAAGGAGAGACAGACGAUAGAUUGUUGGAAAGACAGACAGAGCUGCAUGUCAUGUGAUGUGAUGUCAUGUAUAGCCAGCCACCCUCUCCCAUCCCACCUACAUACACGUCCCAUGCCAUGCCAUGCGUGCCGCUCUCUUCUCGCUCACACAUAUCCAUCCAUCCAUCCAUCCAUCCAUGGCAUGGCAUCCAACGGGCUAGCCUUCUCUUCCCUCCCUCCCUCUCUCACACUGUCUGUCUGUCUGUCUGUCUCUCCGUCUUUCUGACUCGUCUUGGUGAGUGAGUGAAUGUAUCUAAGCACAGUGAUCUCGACCCCUCCCACUCACUGCAUGAGCCCCUCCCUCCUCCCUCAGUCUCUCGUCCACUUUCCGUCUCUCUCUCUGCUCAUCCUCCUUACUUUGUGUCUCGCCUGCCUGCCUGCCUGCCUGCCUGUACUGAUAGCUAGACCAUGGGAUGCACUGCACCAACAAACAAACGAAUGAUGGAUGUCACGUCACACCACUUGUUUCGCCGUGACGCAUACAUGUCAUGUGUGGUGUGCAUGGCCGACCAGAAAGACUGACACGACACGACACGACACCCCCUCGCUCGCACGCAAUGUAAUAUGGACGCGUUGUGCGUUGCGUUGCAUUGCGUGAUCGAAUGUGUGUGUGUGUGUGUGUUUGCGUGCUUUCAUGAUGCCAACGCAUACGGUGCGUGGAUUCGAUGACGCCAAGCUACUCUCUUGCAUGAUCGCUCCCUCAGUCAGUCAGUCAUUUUUGGGACGCAACCUACCGAACCGACACACCCAACCCACCCACCAAGCAAGUGCACAUGGGAGCGGGGAGUCCGUUUGUGUGUGUGGGGAUGGAUGGAUGGAUGGCCACAUACACACCAUACGUACGAUGAAUCAUUUUGAUUGCAUUCUAGUGCACACAAUGAAUGCACCCGUGCCGUGCAGGGAGGGACACAACGUACCAGACAUGCCGAACGAACCGAACACCACACAAGUUAGUGUCAGUCAGCGAUGCUCAUGUGACGUGUGUGUGUUACUGUAUGUGGUAGCGGCAGACACCGUACCUGACGAGAAUGAAUGACUUUUUGCAACUGUG